CACGCCCAUAACACGGGGGGCCACGCCCAUGGGCCAACAGGCCACGCCCUCAGCGGCAUGUGUCUGCGCUACCGCCGUGCGCAGACCCCGGGAACGACCCCGGGGCGGGCAGGGGGGCCAAGGCCCGUCCCCAAGAGCCCCCAGCACCCGGUGGCAGCCGUCCCCAAGCUGUCCCCGCAUGGGGCACAGGGCCUGGCGUCGGGCAGGGGGUGACAGGCACCUGUGCUGCCCCGGUCACUGCUGUGAUGAGUUGGGCAGGGCUCAGCGCAGCGUGUCCCGGCACCGAUCGUGUUUCCUCCACCCCGGGUGAUUAAUUAUAGAUGGGGAGCCACGGCGGGGGGGGCCCCGAGCCCCAGCGCCUGCUCUGCACUCUGGGCUUGGGGUGGCCCCAGCCCUGGGGGUCCCCUGUGGGCCAAGGGCACUGGGGGGCUGGGGUAGGGAGACAGAGGGGGGUGUUGGGGGUGACCAGAGCCGCUGUCCCUGCGCUGCCCCCGGCUCAGGCCGGGCUCAGGUUCCCCUUUGUGCAUUGGAAGUGGCCCCUGAAACUUUAAUGAAGCCACCGGAUCGCCAGGGCGGCACGGGGGCACCCAGCCCCCCACCCCUCCUGCUCCCCACGGCACCCACCGGCUCCAGGCCCCGCUGAGCCCCUCACCAUGGCCCAGGGCUUCUGGCGACUCUACAAGACCAAAGUGCUGCAGACCCUGGGGGGGGCACAGGCGGACGGGGCGCUGCAGGAAGAGGGAGACCCCCCUGAGCUGAUGGAGACAGCUGAGCCCCCAGCGCUGAUGGAGGAGGGACCCAGUCCCAUGUCCCAGCUGGCAAGGAAGGUGCAGGGGGUGGGUGCCCGGGGCUGGCGGACGCUUUCGUCCCUCUUCACCCGUGAGGACGAGCACCAGCUGCUCAGCCCGGAGCCCUGCGCAGACCACCCGCUGGCCGCCGAGCCGCCCCCGUCUGAGAACGCGCCCAGCUUUUGGGAUCUCUUUGCUACCAAGUGGCAGCAGGCGUCAGGGCCGGACAAGGAGGCGCCCCCCCCGGAGCCAGGCGAGAGCCCUGGGGAGCCGCCGGGUGACGAUGGCAGCGACCUACGGGAGCCAGAGGAAGGGGCCUUCCACUGGGGCUUCCUGGCCAGCAAACUGGCCGAAAUCCGGAAUAAAAAUGCCCCCAAGGGCAACUAGAGGAGAAUGUGCUGGCCAGACUCUCCAGCAGUGUGAGUGCCCCCCCCUACUGCUGGUCGGCAGCCCCCUGCCCACAGCUGAGAGC
This is a messenger RNA of Falco peregrinus (peregrine falcon), 1260 nucleotides long. RefSeq names its product chromosome 3 C1orf232 homolog (gene C3H1orf232). Lineage: Eukaryota; Metazoa; Chordata; Aves; Falconiformes; Falconidae. The transcript is spliced from 4 exons. The record is from RefSeq and is a predicted model, not a curated record. The coding region runs from base 654 to 1175 and encodes 173 amino acids.